Molecule: messenger RNA, 3052 nt
Organism: Cephus cinctus (wheat stem sawfly)
Lineage: Eukaryota; Metazoa; Arthropoda; Insecta; Hymenoptera; Cephidae
Gene: Cbs
Product: cystathionine beta-synthase
Exons: 7
Coding region: 997-2517 (506 amino acids)
Cellular component (GO): cytoplasm
Molecular function (GO): cysteine synthase activity; cystathionine beta-synthase activity
Source: RefSeq, a predicted model, not a curated record
CGUUUGCAGACACCCGCAUUUUACGUUUUCAAAUAGCAUAUGCGUGAUAUAAAUUGUACUUGGAAUGACGAAUGGAUACUGAAGUAAACACAACAUCCUCAACGAAAAAUCGCAGGAAUGUCGUAUGGUAUAUUCUAUAGGAAAUAUUAGGAAAUAAUUUUCGCGUUAAGAACUAUCCGAAGAAUCAACACCAAAUAUGUUCCUUAAAUAAUCAUAUUUUACUUAUCUUAGAAAAUAAUUGUCGACAGUUCUUUAGGGAAAAAGCAACAUGGAUUUUGCGAAACACGGAACAUAUAAUAAAACACAUGUUCGCCGAGCCACUAAGAGCCAACAGUACGAAACAAAGCUAAAAACUUUAUUUUUUUUUUGAAGACAGACUUUAAAUCGAUCUGAGCUCGAUUUUUUGUAGAGCGAAGCAGACCGAUUCGUCGACAUUUGUAUGAUCUAACUGAAAAUGAAAAUUUGCCUGAUUUCGAGAAAUUCCUCGCUUUUCCCGUCAUUAGGUACUCCAUACAUUCAUAUAUAUCAUAUUUGCACACAUUAGAACUAACUAAUGAGUAACAAACUAAAUGGCUGGUUUAGUUAUCCGUAGCUAAUAGAACUUGCUUGUUUUCUAAGCCUCGCAGCCCUAGGCUACUCUCUUCGUAAUCUGUGUGUAUUAGUCCAUAUGAAAGUUUUAUAUUUAUUAAGUUUAAUUAUACUCCAAGUGUUAACGGAUUAAAAUAUUGCCUUUGCGAAAUAUUGCGAAUGUUCGGCAAUGGCGCAGGUAGAAGAGAUGUCUUGAAAUACAGGGUGGGAGAUAUGCGCACGCCCUAUAGCAUUUACUACACUAUACAGUACAUAAUCAUACCAAUGCCUCGUUCGCUGCGUGUCACACAAGGAAAAGCGUAAGGGAGUCAAGUAUUCGUUCAGCAGUGCUCAGUCAGGAUUUGAAGAAAGACCCGAUUCUUCAGUACGAUCUUCUUUUCUUGACCAUCUUUGCGAUUUUGGAGCAAAAUGGAAUUGGCUCGACCGGACCGGCCAUCUCGCUGCACGUGGAAACCAAAUGCCACAAACAGCCCACAUACUAAUCGAUCGCAAUUUAAUAAUCGGAAGGAAGUCUUACCUGAUAUUUUAUGUGCCAUUGGACAAACACCAAUGGUACAGAUUAACAAUAUUCCGAAGUCCCACGGAAUUAAAUGUCAACUGUUGGCAAAAUGCGAAUUUAUGAAUCCGGGUGGUUCUGUAAAGGAUCGCAUUGCAUACAGAAUGAUUCAAGAUGCUGAGGAUGCUGGUAUCCUUAAACCAGGAUAUACGAUUAUUGAACCAACAAGUGGUAACACUGGCAUUGGACUUGCAAUGGCUGCAGCUGUUAAAGGCUACAAAUGUAUUAUUGUUAUGCCAGAGAAAAUGUCUAAUGAAAAGGUAUAUACACUUCAUGCCCUGGGAGCCGAAAUUGUCCGUACUCCAACAGAAGCUGCAUGGGAUAGUCCAGAGGGUCAUAUCACUGUAUCUCAAAAAUUACAACGUCAGAUCCCUAACAGUAUUAUUUUGGAUCAGUACACUAAUUCUGGAAAUCCAUUGGCUCAUUACGAUCAAACAGCUGUUGAAAUUUGGGAGCAGUGCAAUGGAAAACUUGAUUAUUUAGUAGGCGGUGCUGGUACCGGUGGCACUAUUAGUGGGAUUGGUCGUAAAUUUAGAGAAAUAGCUCCUGAGGUAAAGAUUGUGGCAGUCGAUCCAGAGGGCAGUACGUUGGCUGAACCACCGGAAUUGAAUAAAAGCCAAGUGACUUUCUAUGAAGUGGAAGGCAUAGGGUAUGACUUUGUUCCUACUGUCUUGGACCGUGGUGUAAUCGACUUUUGGGUGAAAACAAAUGACUGUGAGUCGUUAACCGCUGCUCGAACGCUGAUCCGCGAAGAAGGUUUAUUAUGCGGCGGAAGUAGUGGAGCAGCUUUAGCUGCGGCACUUAAAAUCGCUGAGGAUUUGCCCGCUGAUAAACGCGUUGUGGUCCUUUUGCCAGAUGGAAUUCGAAAUUAUAUGACAAAAUUCGUAUCUGAUCAUUGGAUGGAAGCCAGAGAAUUCUUGAAACCACCUCCUCCAGUGGAAGCUAACAAAUGGUGGUGGAACAUUCCCGUGUCGAAUCUGCGGCUGAAAAAGCCAACUACUCUUCCGAAAGGUGCAUCUUGCCAGGAGGCGGUACAGAUUUUGCAAAAGGGCCGUUUCCACCAAAUUCCUGUAACAGACGACGACGGUAAUGUCAAGGGCCUCAUCACUCUGAAUGCUUUGAUAACCGGCUUAAUUUCGGGAGCAGCAAGUCAGACGGAUCCAGCGGAGAAACUGUUGGUUAAGAAAUUUAGAAAAGUUGCUCUUGCAACACCACUAGGACGACUGUUACGAAUUCUUGAAGAAGAUUCGUAUGCGGUCAUGUUGGAUGAAAAGCAUGAUGGCAGAUUAGCGGGAAUCGUCUCGCAAAUUGAUCUCCUCGAAUUUAUAAGUCAUAAUCAAAAUAUGCCACAAGCUAAUGGUAGUGCUAACUGAUAACGUGGUGAAUCAGUACGAUUCUUCGUUGUUCACUUUUAGAAUGUAUGAUUAUGUAAGGCUUAAUGAGAAAAUUAUUUGAAAUUUUACUUUUGAAAUUGUGGAAAACUCUAAUAUAUUAACUAAAGUAUCAAACGUUAAUGAUACCUACUGCAAUCGUUCCUCAUAUCUUCGACUGAUAUUAUAAAAUGAUAUAUUAUUUACAAAUAAUUGAGUGCUUAUAUUAUUGAAUUUGAUUGCAUGAUUUGAAUAUUUACAAUAAGUCACAAGUUAUUUUGGGGGGUGUCGAAAGCGUCUUGCGCGUACUGCAAACAUAACUCUUUUUUUAAUCAUGUUCGCAGUAUUCACUGAACUAUCGGAUCUGAAUAUAGCAAAGUCAUUUCUAUACAUACUAUAAAGUGAUUAAAUAUUUGUAGAAUGUGAAUUUCAUUGUAGACAUUUUUUAUUGAUUGUAUUUAUUGCAUGGUUUGCAGGAAUUAUGGAAUUUAUAAAAUAUUGUGUAAUAACUGGAAUAAAUAUGACUUUCUAAAAGUUA